CGUUAUUCGCCUGAUCACAAUCCCGUAGCAGAGGCUCCGGUAGGUUAGCUUGAGCUCGUCCCCGGUUGUCGCUGUGUGAAAGCGGUGACAGCAGAAAACAGAGUUCCACCCCGGCCUGUGCACUCAACAGAAUCGCCAACAUGUUCGAGGAGGCGAGUGAGGUGUUCGACAACAUGUUCAAGUCGUCGUUUCCCCUCACCUUCAUCGUGUUUAUCCCCGCGGUGCUCAUCCUGGUGUCACCGCUCCCGGCCGAGGCGGCACAUGAGUUCACGGUGUACCGCAUGCAGCAGUACGACCUGCAGGGACAGCCUUACGGUACCAGGAACGCCAUCCUGAACACCGAGGCUCGUACUGUGGAGGCAGAGGUACUAAGUCGUCGCUGUGUUAUCAUGCGACUGGCGGACUUCUCCUACGACAAGUACCAGAAAGCCCUGCGCCAGUCGGCGGGAGCUGUGGUCAUCACGCUGCCCAAGAACAUGUCUGCUAUGCCCCAGGACAUAGUGCAGCAGUUUAUGGAGCUGGAGCCAGAGAUGUUAGCAACUGAGACCAUCGUCCCCGUGUACUUUGCCAUGGAGGACGAUGAGCUGCUGUCCAUCUACACCCAGACCCUGACCUCGUCCUCCUCACAGGGCUCCUUGUCAGCUGCUGAAGUGCUGCUGCACACGGCCACAGCAAAUGGCUUCCAGAUGGUCACCAGUGGAGCUCAGAGCAAAGCAGUCAAUGACUGGGCCAUCACCAGUUUAGAGGGUCGUUUGGCUGGAGUGGGAGGAGAGGACCUGCCCACUAUCGUGAUAGUGUCCCACUACGACUCGUUUGGUGUUGCUCCAUGGCUGUCGUACGGCGCCGACUCGAACGGCAGUGGAGUGUCCAUGUUACUAGAGCUGGCUCGUCUCUUCUCGAAGCUCUACACCUACAAGAGGACACACGCUGGGUACAACCUGCUGUUCUUUGUGUCGGGUGGAGGCAAGUUUAAUUAUCAGGGCACCAAACGUUGGCUGGAGGAGAAUUUGGAUCACACAGACUCCAGUCUGCUGCAGGACAACGUGGCCUUCGUGUUGUGUCUGGACACUCUGGGGAACGGAGACUCCAUGCACCUCCAUGUGUCCAAACCUCCUAAAGAGGGAACUCCACAGUAUUCUCUGCUCAAAGAGCUGGAGACGGUGGUGAACAGUCAGUACCCGGAGGUCAAGUUCUCCAUGGUCCACAAGAAAAUCAACCUGGCCGACGACAUGCUGGCCUGGGAGCACGAGCGCUUCGGGAUCCGCCGGCUGCCGGCCUUCACCCUGUCGCACCUGGCCUCGCACCGCCUGGCUGAGCGCUCCAGCAUCAUGGACUCGCGGCCACACGUCGAUGUAAAUAAACUUAGCAGGAACACCAAGGUGGUAGCAGAGGCACUGGCCAGGGUCAUCUACAACCUCACAGAGAAGGGGGCCCCUGGAGACCUGCAGAUCUUCACCGAACAAAUGCAGGUUCAGGAGGAGCAGUUAUCGGCGGUGGUGGACUGGCUCACGGCGCAGCCACGUGCCGCUCAGCUGCUGGACAAAGACAGCAGCGUGGUGUCCACCCUGGAGUAUCACCUCGGACGUUACCUCAAGGACGUCAAGAGACACUAUGUCAAAGCUGACAAAAGGGAUCCAGAGUUUGUUUUCUAUGACCAGCUCAAACAAACGAUGAAUGCUUACAGAGUGAAGCCUGCUAUCUUUGACCUGCUGCUGGCUGUCUGCAUCGCAGCCUACUUAGGGGUGAUGUACCUAGCCAUCCUGAAUUUCGGAGUCCUCUACAGCGUCGUCCGCAGAAUCACUCAACCCAAGGCGAAGGUCCACUAAUCCAACACACACCCGCCUCGUCCCUGUCCCUGACCCCCCCCCCCCUGUCUGAUCCAUGAAACUCAAGCCAGUAAGAACACAGGCGCUGGGCCGAGCUGCCGUUCUCGCAGCGGUUUUCCAACCAGCAGAAUCACUUCCCACGUCCUUAAUCCUGAUCCACAAACUAUGAUGUCAGAUCCUGUCCUGCUGCCAACUUAAUCCCUUUUCUGUUUUAAGGACCAGAAUAAUCAGGAAUCAUUCUUCUCUCCGCAGAUGUCUCGUCUUUCUUUUCUGAUAACACCAAGCGUCGGAAAUAUUCCACUAUUUGACUCUUUUUGUUCGAUUUAAAUUCACGUGUUCACACCUCAGAGGUGUAAGAUGCCAUGAAGUGAGAUUUUGUGACGCUACCACACGAGGUCAAGUUGCAUGUUUACUCAGCGACUGGAGGUCAAAUGUGAGAGUUUAGCCCAGAAUUGAUUUUGUUCAGAGACGUGUUGAUCAACCACUUUUUUUAAGGACAAGACAAUUCUCCUAAUUACUAAUUCCUGUCGAGGCCGCCCGUCUCCCCGUGUUUUUUACAUCGAUUGAUUGAUCUCUUGCUUCCACAUCUCUUCAUAGUCAGUAAGGACAUGAGGAUCAAGUCACUAAGAAUGUAGAUAUAGGUCUGCGAGUGCUGCAAUGAGCAGAUGAGAAAAUGACUCUGAAAAUACAAGUUUACGGAGAAGACGAGUUGUCUAUAACUAAAAUGUGAAGUAGGAUUUAUUUAAUCUUGAUGGUAGUGAGUAAAUUCAAAUUAAAACAAAGCUGAAUGGGAAAGAAA
Pleuronectes platessa (European plaice) is the source of this 2625-nucleotide messenger RNA. It is a transcript of the gene ncln, whose product is annotated as nicalin. Gene Ontology annotation, cellular component: endoplasmic reticulum membrane. The record is from RefSeq and is a predicted model, not a curated record. The transcript is spliced from 15 exons. Lineage: Eukaryota; Metazoa; Chordata; Actinopteri; Pleuronectiformes; Pleuronectidae. Bases 141 to 1826 code for a protein of 561 amino acids. Gene Ontology annotation, biological process: regulation of signal transduction.